AGAUAUAGGGUGAUAUCUGGGAGUCAUGGUGGAAUAUCUAAAGCUUUUUUAAGGAUGGAGGUGCCACCUCUCAGAUUGGCUAAAAUGACAGGAAAUAUAAUGAAUGUUGGAGGGGAUGCAGGAAAACUGGGACACUGAUGCAUUGUUGGUGGAAUUGUGAGCACAUCCAACCAUUCUGGAGAGCAAUCUGGAAUUAUGCUCAAAAAGUUAUCAAACUGUGCAUCCCCUUUGAUCCAGCAAUGUUACUACUGGGCUUAUACCCCAAAGAAAUACUAAAGAAGGGAAAGGGACCUGUAUGUGCCAAAAUGUUUGUGGCAGCCCUGUUUGUAGUGGCUAGAAACUGGAAAUUGAAUGGAUGCCCAUCAAUUGGAGAAUGGUUGGGUAAAUUGUGGCAUAUGAAUGUUAUGGAAUAUUAUUGUUCUGUAAGGAAUGACCAGCAGGAUGAAUACAGAGAGGACUGGUGAGACUUACAUGAACUGAUGCUAAGUGAAAUGAGCAGAACGAGGAGCCCAUUGUACAGGGCAACAACAAGAUUAUACAAAGAUCAAUUCUGAUGGACACGGCUUUCUUUAACAAAGAGAUGAUUCAGAACAGUUCCAAUGGUCUUGUGACCAAAAGAGCCUACACCCAGAGAGAGCACUGUGGAAACUGAGUGGGGUUCACAACAUAGCGUUCUCACUCUUUUUUGUUGUUUGCUUGAAUUUUAUUUUCUUCAUUUUAUUUUCUGGUUUUAUUUGAUUUUUCUUGUACAGCAAGAUAAUUGUAUAAAUAUAUAUAUGAAUAUAUUGGAUUUAACAUAUUUAACAUAUAUUGGACUACUUGCCAUCUUGAGGAGGAGGGCAGGAGAAAGGGGGGGAAAACUGGAACACAGGGUUUUGCAAGGGCUAAUGUUGCAGAAUUAUCCAUGCAUAUGUUUUGAAAAAUAAAAAGUUUUCAUUUUAAAAAAAGGAUAGGGGUACCCAUGAGUAUAUUAUAGGCAUCAGAAAAGCAGCCAGUAGAUAGAAAGAAAAAGCCCUAAAAAAUUAGUAAGAAUGAGAAAGGGGACAAUUUGCUGGAAAAGAUGGAAUGGAAAUUCAAACAAUAGUACAAAUAAGGUGCAUUUGCUUUGACAAGGAGAAGGGCCAUUUCUUCAUAUGAGACAAGAAUGAAAUGAAGGUGAAGAUAGCUAAGGAAGACGUCUCAGUAAUGUUAACUGGGGAAGAGAUAAGAGAGAACUCUUGACAAAUGCAUUCAAUUUUGGGGGUGAAGAAUAAGACAAGACUGAAGGAUAAAAAAAUUUAUAAUAGUCAUUGUGGUUUAAAAGAAUUGUUUACUGUUAAAGGUGCAUUUAUCCAAUCAAUUUAAUCUCCUCAGAAAUCACAACCUUGAGAGAUCCACAAGCCUCAGCAUGCCCAUUAGCAGGGAUUAUAGAAAUCCACCACCAAGCCUAGCCCAAUCGGCUAUGUUAAGAAUUGUACAUCUCUGACCUAAACUGGAGAAAUACAAAGAUAUAUUAUGUAUAUAUGGUCUAUGGAUCUGAAAACCUGACAUUAAAAGUAUUGACCUGCAAUAUAACAAGAGGCCAUGAGAUGGAGCUGCUAUUCCACAAAACUGUCCUUUUUAAAAAAUCUGUUUAUUACCCAAUUUAUUUCCUUUUUUCUCUUCUCUUCUUCCAUUAACUGUCAGUCACCAAAAUAAGUCAUAUUUUUUCCUACUGAAUGCAAUUUUAUGUCCCCCAAUUCUUAAUUUCUUUUAAUUAAAUGGAAUGUUUUAUGAAGCAGAGUUCAAAUCAGAGCUUUGCCAUUUUACUAGCUAUGUACCAUUUUACCUUAAAGAGAUCUCUAGCUUUUUUUCUUCACCUGUAAACUGAGGCAAGGAAACUGGAUGAUUUAUAAGAUUUCCUUCAAUUCUAAAUUUAUGACCUAUGAUACAAUAUUUUUCUCUUGAAAAUUUUUUUUACUUUUUUCUUGUGUGGCACUAUAAUGAUUUCUUUCUGUGUCACUUGGUGGUAGAAGGAGGGAAAGAAAUUCCUCUGUCUUACACACUCACACUUCCUAGUAUUUUCCCUUAGCAAUUCAGUUGGACUCUGUUUUAUUUUAUUGGGGAUGGGGGAAGGUGAAUAACAGGGAAAGGAGUAGGAGGGAAAGUGGGGAGGGAGAGCAGACAGCAGCUGCACAGUCCAGAGCUAAAUGUGGAUCUAGGGCGGGGAAAAUAUAUUUUAACAGCCCCAGCUUCUCACCAACUCCAGGCUCAGAUUUCUCUGGGCAGCUGGUUUCUUUGGCCCUACUUUGAUAAGACUUGGCGGGGGGGAGGUUGAGGAAUUUUAGGGAGGGAUUUAUCUCCUAUUGUAGUUUUUAUUUAAUCAUAGCUGCUUUCCACCCCCAAAUGGCAUUUGUAGAGAGUAGGUAGCAAUAUCCAAAGGGCCUGGGAAGUGGGAACAUAUCCAAGUAUUGCCCCAAUUCCUCAAGGGCAGGACCCUAUGCUUCAGCAAUCCCUAAGGACUGCCUGGAUAAGCAGUACUGGGGUUUCAUAUAGGAGGGGACUGGAUAUCUGACCCCCUUCCCAGUCAUGGCCACUCUCCUGAUCUCUCUAUAUGCAUAAACACACACAAACAUUCACACAAAUACACACACAAACAUACAAGUCUCUUUCUGCUCCCCUGCUCCCUCCCUCCCCCCAGAAUUAUGGUCCUGGCUAUUUUUAAAACUCUCAACUCAGUGGUCAGGCCUCCUUCCACCUCAACUCAGCCUCUCUCCCCCAUCCCCAGCUGUCCAUCCCUUUGGUUGUAUAUUCACUCCUCACCCCUCAAAUCUUUCCCAGCUCCUCGGCCUCAGAUCGUAGCUGGGCUCAGGACUGGAGCUGAGAGAACAGGGACAUGGAAAAAGAGACAUGGGACCCUUGGAUAAAGCUGACAGACAGUAGGCAACACCGGAUGGAAAACUGGAUAUUAGACUGACACUUGACCUCUAGACACAGAGUUGUUAUUCAAUGGAGAAAGCAUAAUACUAGGUUCCAAAAGAAAUUGAUCUGCAUGCUGGGUUCAAAUUAGAUUUUCCUUUGCCUGAGGUCCCUUCCAGGGGAUCCAGCCAGCAGUCGGAAGAGACCUGGGGACCAGGGGGGACCUGACUGGCUAGGGAUGAGGGAACCAAGCCAUUCCCCAAGUCCUUGGUCCCCCCGUGGCAGCUCACUAAGCACCCUCGCUCUUCUGCUGCUCUUCUGUGGACAUGCUCACUCUCAAUGCAAAAUCCUCCGCUGCAACGCUGAGUAUGUAUCAUCUACGUUGAACCUACGAAGCGGGGGCCCUUCUGGAGGGAACCGGGGAGGUGGAGCCCGGGGUCCAGGAGCGAACUCCGGUGGCCUAUGUCGCGCCCUGCGCUCCUACGCGCUCUGCACCCGGCGGACAGCGCGCACCUGCCGAGGGGACCUGGCCUUCCAUUCGGCGGUGCACGGAAUAGAAGACCUCAUGAUCCAACACAACUGCUCCCGCCAGGGUCCCACAGCCCCGCCCCCUCCGCAAGGUCCCGCCCCCCCCGGCGCCGGCCCCGCCCUUUCCUCGGGCCCCCCCGCCCCGGACCCCUGUGACUACGAAGGCCGCUUUUCUAGGCUGCAUGGCCGUCCCCCGGGCUUUCUGCACUGUGCCGCCUUCGGGGAUCCACACGUGCGCAGCUUCCACCACCACUUCCACACGUGCCGUGUCCAAGGCUCCUGGCCUCUUUUGGACAACGACUUCCUUUUCGUCCAGGCUACCAGCUACCCGGUGGCCACGGGAGCCAACGCCACCGCCACGGGGAAGCUCACCAUUAUAUUCAAGAACAUGCAAGAAUGCAUUGACCAAAAAGUCUACCAGGCUGAAGUCAACAACCUGCCUGCAGCUUUCGAAGAUGGCUCCGUCAAUGGCGGUGACCGCCCCGGAGGCUCCAGCCUGACCAUCCGAGCCGAGGCUCCCGGGAGCCGCGUGGAGAUUCGCGCUGCCUACAUCGGCACCACCAUCAUUAUUCGCCAAGCAGCGGGCCAGCUCUCCUUCUCCAUCCGGGCGGCCGAAGAGGUGGCCAGGGCCUUCUCGGCCGAGCAGGACCUGCAGCUCUGUGUCGGGGGCUGCCCGCCGAGCCAGCGCCUCUCGCGGCUCGAGCGGCAACGCAGAGGGGCUCUGACCUUUGAUACUGCGAGGCAGCUGUGCAAAGAGGGACUGCCCGUGGAAGACGCCUAUUUCCAUUCGUGCGUCUUCGACGUCCUGACCUCGGGGGACCCCAACUUCACCCUGGCUGCGCGAGCCGCGCUGGAGGACGCUCGGGCCUUUUUGUCAGAUCUCGAGAAGUUGCACCUCUUCCCCCGGGAUGCGGGCGCGCCCCUCAGACUCACCACCAACCUCGCCCUUAUCGGGGCCCUCGUUUCCUGGUGCUCCCUCUGAGCGCUCCCACAGCCGCAGCUUCGGGGGCCUCCCGCGCGCCCAUCCGGGGGACUCCUCGGUGGGAGCGCCGUGGGGAGGAGGCAGAGGAGGGCUCGAGGCUGAAAGCGUCCUGAUACUUCCUUCCAUGGACAAAAGUGGGCUAAAUCAAGGGUUGGCGUGACCACAGGAUGGGGAAAUGGGACCGGGCAUGGGCUGGGACCAGAGUCUCUCUAGUCUGCCCCUCUCCGGGAAAGCCCUUAACGAGCCUCCUAAUCUUUAUGCUAAGCUAAUUCUCCUCCUUCCGUGCUCUUUGCAAUGCUCUCAGUCAUGGAAGGUGCGAAGGCAUUUCUGAGUAAACGUAACUUAAAAUUUAGGGAUAUGUUCAUUCUACCUUUUGAACAAAAAAAGCAAUUUGGUAUUUUGAUUUUUCAUUGGUUUUCAUUGAUACUUAUACCUCUCAGUGCAAAACCCCUCCAUGCUUUUCCAUCCAGUUUAGUGUUACAUUUGCCCAUAAAUCCACUUAGAUUUAUCCAAUACACUGGCCUCUCUCUUGUCCUUUUAUUAUCACUGAAAUGCCAAUAGACUAUUAAGAUUAUCAGUCCUUCAUUCUCAAUAUAUGACACCACUUUUUUCUAGUAUUUCUUUUUUUUUUUUUUGACAUGACUUCUCUAGUGAAACUUUUUUUUUAAAGCAACAUUCUACAACAUAGGAAAUUGGAAUUAAAAAAAAAUGGAUUGAGGACCUGGCUUUGCCUCCUAAUUCUGUGACCCUAUUACGUAAGCUGCAAGUUCUUUAAGUGACAUUUUCCCUAUCUAUAAAACAGAAAUAUUCACAACUUAAUAAACUGAAAUGAUAUUUAAAUGUGGGCUAUCAUUAUUUAGACCUCUCCCCUCCUUGUGUCUUUUCAUUGCUCUGGUAACUCUGUUUAUCUCUAAGUUUAAUUCUUCUGAGAUCAUGAACUUCCUUGAUUAGAGGCCAUAUUAGUGUCUCAAGGAAAAUGAAUACUGUUGUUUUAAAAGAUAGAUGUUUUUAAUACUGAGCACUUUGGGAUCACUGAAAUCACUGCACAACCCACAAAAUGGAAAAAAGAUCCAAUGCUUUUCAUUUACUGUUUUCCUUUUCAGAACAAGUUCAUCUGUCAGGAAGAGGAUUAUAAGCAUCAUGAGAUCUGGAACCAUUUUACUUUUUGUCUUUGUGUCCUCUGUGCCCAGCCUAAAUUAAGGGUUUAAUAAAUGUUUAUUGAAUUGAA
Molecule: messenger RNA, 5615 nt
Organism: Antechinus flavipes (yellow-footed antechinus)
Lineage: Eukaryota; Metazoa; Chordata; Mammalia; Dasyuromorphia; Dasyuridae
Gene: HJV
Product: hemojuvelin BMP co-receptor
Exons: 5
Coding region: 3116-4387 (423 amino acids)
Biological process (GO): BMP signaling pathway
Cellular component (GO): plasma membrane
Molecular function (GO): coreceptor activity
Source: RefSeq, a predicted model, not a curated record